Messenger RNA from Amyelois transitella, 2830 nucleotides. Its product is annotated as nose resistant to fluoxetine protein 6. The coding region runs from base 31 to 1944 and encodes 637 amino acids. NCBI's taxonomy places the organism in Eukaryota, Metazoa, Arthropoda, Insecta, Lepidoptera, Pyralidae. The record is from RefSeq and is a predicted model, not a curated record. The transcript is spliced from 12 exons. Gene Ontology annotation, molecular function: acyltransferase activity, transferring groups other than amino-acyl groups.
GCAACUCCUGCGCAGCAGCCAGUGGUUACCAUGUCGCCGGACCGGACGCUCCUCGCCGUGGCGCUGCUCGCGCUCGCCCGCGGCGCCGCCUGCGCAGAACUAAGCGAAGAGCAGUACUACGCCAUGCCGCGCCUGUUCCACCUGGACGAGUACGAGGGCUGCCUGGGCUCGCGGCAGGUGUACUGCCUGGGCAGCUUCGAGCUGGCGCCGCUCGACGGCUCCAGCGAGCUGUUCCACAACAUGAAGAGUUUCUCGUCCAACUGGGUGGACAACUUCAACCACACGCGGCUGCACCGCGGGCUGUGCCUCAGCAGACGAUGUCCGCAGCUCGGCCAGCUGCAGCCUAUGGACGCCUGGUUCACAUCAUGCGUCAACGCCAGCACCGUCUCGUCGCACCAGCUGUCAGCUCGCCUCUACAAGCUGGAUUACUGCCGGCGCGGCGCCCCCCCCUCGCCGCCGCUCUCCGCGAGCGAGCGAGCGCUGGCGUGCACGCUCGCCGCGCUUCUUGCGCUCGCCGCGCUCUCCACCGCUCUAGAUCUGUCGCUCCCCGCACACACCAAGAAAGGACUGAACUGGGCGUUGUCCUGGUCUCUGCCGGGCUGCUGGCGCGCGCUCCGCGCGCCGCCGCCCGCCUCCGCAGACACCGACCUGGCCGGCUUCGACGGGCUCCGCGUGUUGGGCAUGAUGUGCAUCAUCAUAGAACACGUCUGCUGGCUGAACACCUUGGCCUAUCAGGUCGAGACGAGACGUGUCGAGAAGUUACGACGGGCGAGCGACGUGAUGAUGAUGACGAACAGCACGCUGGUGGUGCAGCUGUUCUUCAUCAUGUCGUCGUUCCUGCUCGCGCACAAGCUGCUGCAGCAGCGCCGGCGGGGGGAGCCCGUCAAGUUCUUCUCCACAGUCUUCGAGACUAUGUUCAACAGGUUUAUCAGGAUGAGCCCCAGCUACUUCAUGGUGCUCUGGUUCGCGGCGAGCUGGUGGGAGCGGCUGGGAGACGGACCGAUGUGGACCGCGCUCGUGGGCUCCGAGAGCGCCAUCUGCCGGCACAAGUGGUGGACCCACCUGCUGUACCUGAACAACGUGGUCUAUGCGGACGACAAGUGCCUCAUACAGACUUGGUACCUGGCAGCAGACAUGCAACUGUACUUGUUCUCCCUGCUGCUGACGCUGGCGCUGCUGCGGUGGCGGCGCGGCGCGCUGGUCGCGCUGGCGGCGCUGCUCGCGCUGGCCGUCGGCGUGCUGUUCGCGCUCGCCUACUGGUUCGGCCUCGUGCCCAACAUCGUGCUGCAUCGCCCUGAACUGAUCCGGGAGACGUACCGCGGCGACCUGUCCUUCAACAUCCUGUACCAGUCGCCGCUGGGCAACCUGCCGGGCGCGCUGGCCGGCUUGCUGCUUGCGCACGCGCACCACUACUUGCUGGACUCGCACCGCAGUCUCAAUGAGUAUAAGGUGUUCCGCUGGGCGUCCGUGGCGGCGACCCCGCUGGCGGUGUGGUGGGUGGCGGCGUCCCCGCAGCUGGCGGGCGCGGGCGAGCCGCGGCGGCUGGCGGCGGCGGCGCUGGCCGCCUUCGAGCGCCCCGUCUUCGUCGUGCUCGUCUUCUUGGCGCUGCUCGGGGCCAUGCAGGGGGUGGAAUCGGCGAUGCGUCGCAUCCUGUCGUGGCGCGGCUGGGUGGUGAUCGCGCGGCUGACCUUCGGCGCGCUGAUGCUGCACAUGAUCAUCAACAAGUCGCUGGUGGCCGGCCGACUGGCGCCCACGCAGCUGGACCGGCAGACCGCGAUCCUGGAAUGGUUCGGCGUGGCCUUCGUCUCAUACCUGGCGGCCAUGCCGCUGGCCCUGCUGGUGGAGAUCCCCAUACAGCGGCUGCACAAGGCGCUGACGGCGCUGUGUCGCGGCCCGCGGCGCUCCACGCCCGUGCCCAGUGGCGCCAAGAGCGAUGGCCGUUGAACACCGUUACUUGUAGUUAGUUUUUUAAUGAUAGAUGGCGCUAGCAGUAGGGCUUACUAUAGAAUUUGAAAAAGAAAUGCCUGUACUCCAAACUAUAGGAGUGGUAUAAUGCCUGUAGUAUUUAUAAAUAAAGAAUGGUGGGUCCUUAUUUUAGCAAUUUUCUGCGUACUUAGUUGUAAAGUCGACAGAGUUAUGUGUGUCGUCGUCUUGCAUCGCACGCAGCAUGCUACUUAAUUGUGUAAAGGCGAAACACCCGUCCCUGCUACAUCAAAUUACAUUAGUCACUUCUAUAAUCUUUAUUCCGAAUUCUAUGGCUUGUACCAGAUAAUUAGGUCAAAUUAUACGUAAAAUUACAAAGCAAGAGGCGCCAUUUAUAUAUGUAUAGUAGGAUAGGGAAAUUGUUACCGUGUGAUAGAUGAGUAACGAAACAAAACUUUACGGUAGGUGCCUUGAGAAAGCCUGAUACAACUUGUUUAGUAAGUUUCGACCAAGCAGAAUAUGUAAUUUUAAAUGAUAAAAUAACAUAUUCCUGUUUUUUUAUAAUAAUAAAAUUAUCUUGCGAAAGAAAAUAUGGUUGACUUAAUAUUUUUUUUUCUUUGUAGAUAAACUAAUUGUACAUUUUUGUUUGAUAAGUUUGAGUGAAUCGAAUGCUAAUAAGACACAUUCAUAUAAAUAUGUAACUUUUUCUUUGGCAUUGUUUACCGUAAGGCGUAUUUACAAAAACAAAAUAGUUAAUUCUAUAGUGUUUGUCAUUGUGAAUGCACCUUGAAGCCAACACCAGACUCCCGUAGUAACAUAGAACAUAAGUAAUUAUUGUGAUAGUAUAAUUAGCUAGAGUAAGUGGUGAAAGACUUAUAUUAAGUGGUGAGGCUGACUUUAAUAUACU